AUCCCCAAACGCAAUUCCUCCUCGCACAGCAUUCCACUGUUCCCAAGCCCAGCAGACUACUGUACUUCAAUCCGCCUAUUCUUCGUGAUUCAGUCGUGCAUUUGACGAAAGCAACCUGUCUCAGAUGGCUCCGAUCUCCCCACGUGCUGCAUUGGCUAUUCUUCUAGCUCUCUCUCUUGGAGCGCUCCUCGCUCCGUCCGCCCACUCCGCUCGUCCUGGUCUCGGAGUUCGCGCCAAGAUUCUGGCAUCUCUCCAUGGCAGUCUCACCACACCGUGCGCGGCACUCAACGCUCGCAUUGGAGGCACUAGCAGCAUUGUAGGAGCCAACGUGGGUGGCACCGCUGACAUCAGCGUUCUCAGGAGGGGAGCAUCCGUUUAUCUCUCAUACAAGAUCACGGCCCAGGGCUUGACUCAGCGCCCAUCCUCAUCCCCUGCCAUCAUCACCCGCAGCCCCUGCUCUCCCUCCUCCUCCUCCUCCUCCGCCUCCGCCUCCUCCUCCGCCUCUUCCCCUCCUGCUGUUUCUGCAUCCUCCUCUCUCUCUGGCGAUGGCUCACUAAGCGCCUCCCUCUCGCCCACCACUGGCGCCACUGGCACUGGCUCCCUCUCCGCCUCCACCUCUCUCCUCAACUCCUCCCUCUCUGCAACCACAGGUGGUGGUGCUGGAGCCUCCCUCUCUCCCGACGGUUCCCUCUCAGGCGUGGGAGGUCUUGCCGCCUCCACCAACCUCCUCAACACCUCCGCAUCUGCUGCUGGCAGCGCUGACGCAUCCCUUCCCAGGGGCACUGCUUCUGGCUCUGGCUUUGUCUCUGGUUCUACUGCUCUCCUCAACACAUCUGCCGGCGUCGGAGCAGGAGUGGGCGUGUCUCUCCCCAACGGCACUCUUUCCGGCUCUGCUUCCCUCGGAGCCUCCUCCCCUCUCCUCAACACCUCAGCUGGCGCCGGCGCUGGCGUCAAUGCAGGCUCGGGAGGCGUCCAGGCCAACCUCGGAGGCUCGGCAAACCUUGAUCUCUCCCCAGCGGGGCUUGUUUCUGGGGUGGGUGGGGUUGUCUCUGGUGUGGGCGGGGCUGUGGGGAAUGUGGUCGGUUCGGCGGGGAAGGCUGCAGGCUCGGUGGUAGGCACAGUGGGUAAUGUCGCAGGCUCGUUGAUCGGCACUGUGGGGAAAGUGGCAGGCUCGGCUGCAGGCUCGGCAGGGAAAGUGGCAGGUUCGGUUCUUGGCUCGGUCCCCUCAGUCCUGUCUCCCCUGAUGGUGCUGCCUGGCACCUGGGUGACAGUCGCAGGUGGUGUCAAUGCUGGAAUCAACACUGCUGCUGGUGCUGCUGCUGGUGCUGCAGGUAGUGUGUAUGCGGUGGUGGGAGAGACGCGCAUCUCUGCUGAUCUCGCCUCGUCUCUCCUCGCUCGCAUCUCCUCCCCCUCCUCCGCACCUCUCUCCCUCUUCCUCCACCUCACCGGCCAGCAGAACCUCAUCGCCUUUCUGGAGUAAUUCCAGCAUUUGAGUCAACUCCAAGUCGAAAUCUCAUAGCCUCAUUGGAGUAAUCUGGCUGGGCCAGUGGGGCGAUCUGGUCUGGGCGUUGUCAGUUGGGGGGUUGGCGCAAGGAAAGCAAGUGGGAAGGAUGCUUGGAUGCUUGGACGUAGCAGUGCUGGUUAGAGCCUCAUUCAACUUGAUGGAAUGUGCCUCGCGGUGCCUUGAGAGUGGGUGGCUGGUCGGGUCAGCUGGCGGCUGUAGAGGCAAGCUGAGGCUUGUCAGCAGGUCACAAUAGCUGAGGUGUGGAGUGGCAAGCUGGCAAGUUGUAUCAAGUUGAAUGUACCGAAUGUACCAUGAAGUUAUCAAAAUGGAAGAUAUUAUUGC
Messenger RNA from Closterium sp. NIES-67, 1846 nucleotides. The record is from the annotation of a GenBank genome assembly. NCBI's taxonomy places the organism in Eukaryota, Viridiplantae, Streptophyta, Zygnematophyceae, Desmidiales, Closteriaceae.